Messenger RNA from Cryptosporidium ubiquitum, 633 nucleotides. RefSeq lists its product as uncharacterized. The coding region runs from base 1 to 633 and encodes 210 amino acids. Gene Ontology annotation, biological process: protein homooligomerization. The transcript has a single exon. The record is from RefSeq and is a predicted model, not a curated record. Gene Ontology annotation, molecular function: protein binding. NCBI's taxonomy places the organism in Eukaryota, Apicomplexa, Conoidasida, Eucoccidiorida, Cryptosporidiidae.
AUGAAUGAGAAAAGAAUUAAAUUAAAUGUGGGAGGAAUGUUUUACGAAACUACAAAUACUACUCUGCUAAGUGUGAAUGGAGACUCAAACUACUUUUCUGCAUAUUUAUCUAGAACAGAAAAGAACUCAGAUAAAAAUUUAAAAGAAGAAAUCAUUGAACUAUUCAUAGACAGAAAUGGGUUUCUAUUCCAGUAUGUUCUGGAUUACUUGAGAACUGGCACAAUAGUAGCUGUGCCAGACAAAGACCAUAUAAUUAGGGGACUAUUAGUUGAGGCAGAUUUUUACCUUUUAGAAUCUUUAUCCUCUUCUCUUUCAAACAAACUUCAAGAACAAAACAUGAACAAGUUAAAUUCAAAUAUAAAUUUUAUGGUCAGCCAAAGUCAAAGUCAAAGCCAGAGCCAAAGUCAAAUUUUUAGCCAGAGUCAGAGCCAAAGUAUGAUGUCGGAUAUUUCAGAAUCUUCCGUACCAAUGAUAAACAAUAUUUCUAAAAAAGAACAUUCUUCAAACUCAUAUAUAAUCAAUAAUUUAUAUUCAUGUAGCUAUAAUGCAGGAAAUUAUAUGUUACAAGAAAGUGUGGCUGAAGUGGAAAAUAACUAUUUAAGAUUUGAAUUCUCUUUGGACGAGGAUUUUUAA